AUGGCGCCAGGGGGAGAACAGGACAUGCUAUCCACCGAGAUAGUAAACAAGGGAGUCAUCGAGUCCUCGGGCCCGAACGCCGGCUCCCUCACCUUCUCCGUCCGCGUCCGGAGACGCCUGCCGGACUUCGUCCAGUCGGUGAACCUCAAGUACGUCAAGCUGGGCUACCACUACCUCAUCAACCACGGCAUCUACAUAGCCACGGUGCCGGUGCUGCUGGUGCUGGUUUUCGGGGCGGAGGUGGGGAGCUUGAGCAGCAGCCGGGAGGAGAUUUGGAGCAAGUUCUGGAACAGCACCAGCGCCGCCCAUGCCCGCUACGAUCUGGCUACGGUCCUUGCCUUCUUCGGUGUGCUGGUUUUUACGCUCUCCGUUUACUUCAUGUCGCGGCCGCGAUCCGUGUAUCUCGUUGAUUUUGCUUGUUUCCGACCCGAUGAUGACCUUAAGGUGUCUAAGGAGCAAUUCCUCGAGGCAGCACGAAAAUCGGGGAAAUUCGACGAGGCCAACCUCCAAUUCCAGAAGAGAAUCCUGCAGGCUUCCGGGAUUGGGGACGAAACCUACAUCCCGAAGGCCAUCAUGGCAGGGGAGAACUGCAGCACAAUGAAGGAAGGCAGGGCGGAAGCCUCGAUGGUGAUGUUCGGGGCCCUCGAUGAGCUGUUCGAGAAGACAAAGAUCAGGCCGAAAGACGUAGGGGUACUGGUUGUGAACUGCAGCAUAUUCAAUCCGACCCCUUCGCUCUCGGCCAUGAUCAUAAACCACUACAAGAUGAGGGGGAACAUCUUGAGUUUCAAUCUGGGAGGGAUGGGGUGCAGCGCCGGGAUCAUAGCGCUGGAUCUGGCCCGCGACAUGCUGCAGGCCAACCCGAAUAACUACGCGGUGGUGGUGAGCACGGAGAUGGUGGGGUACAAUUGGUACAAGGGGAAAGAACGGUCCAUGCUUAUACCCAACUGUUUCUUCCGCAUGGGUGGUUCUGCUCUGCUGCUGUCGAACCGCCGCCGUGACAGCCGUCGGGCGAAGUACCGCCUCGAGCACAUCGUGCGCACUCAUAAGGGCGCCGACGAUCGCUGCUUCAGGUGUGUUUACCAAGAGGAAGAUGAGCAAAGGUUCAAGGGAAUAAGGGUGAGCAAAGAUCUGAUGGAAGUUGGUGGGGAUGCUCUCAAGACCAACAUCACUACACUAGGCCCCCUAGUUCUGCCCUUCUCCGAGCAGCUCCAGUUCUUCUCCACCCUCGUCUGGAGGCACUUGUUUGGCGGCGGCGGCGGCAGCGGGUCCAAUUCCAGUACCACUGCCACCGCCAACAAGCCCUACAUCCCCGACUACAAGCUCGCGUUUGAGCACUUUUGCGUGCACGCAGCGAGCAAGGCGGUCCUGGACGAGCUGCAGAGGAACCUGGAGUUUAGUGACAAGAACAUGGAAGCGUCCCGGAUGACCCUGUACCGGUUCGGCAACACGUCGUCCAGCAGCAUCUGGUACGAACUGGCUUACUUGGAGUCCAAGGAGAGCGUCAAGAAAGGCGACCGAGUCUGGCAACUUGCCUUCGGUUCUGGCUUCAAAUGCAACAGCGCUGUUUGGCGUUCGAUUCGCACCGUUCGGAAGCCUUCCACGAAUAACCCAUGGCUCUAAGACUGAACCCGAGCGAGAUCCUGUCCAGUUUGGGCCAUUGCGGGCCAGUUAAUCAAGACCUAAAACGAUGAUCCAAGCAACUAAUCGUUUUGGGUCUAGAAAACAACCACAAAUAGCCCAAACUUGGACCGAAGUGAGUCGAGAUUUAGAUUGGACGCAAACUCAGUCCACCAACUGAAUCAUCAUCAUCAUCAUCUCAUACCUGCAUGCAUGCCUUGUUAUAGUUGUCUCUCUAAAUUAAAAGAGGAUUUGGAUAAUAGAUUUGGAAUUGUUUUAGCUUAAUUUUUCUUUCCAAUUUGAACUCGAUCAGAAUUUCUUUGCUAUAAUUUUAAGGUGGUUUCUUCAUGACUGCCAACUUGAUGUAUUUGGAUUAAUCAUCUUAAUUAGAAUUAAGAGACUACUCUUUUUUUAUCA
Rhododendron vialii is the source of this 2034-nucleotide messenger RNA. RefSeq names its product 3-ketoacyl-CoA synthase 10. The transcript has 3 exons. Gene Ontology annotation, cellular component: membrane. NCBI's taxonomy places the organism in Eukaryota, Viridiplantae, Streptophyta, Magnoliopsida, Ericales, Ericaceae. The coding region runs from base 1 to 1620 and encodes 539 amino acids. Gene Ontology annotation, biological process: fatty acid biosynthetic process. Gene Ontology annotation, molecular function: acyltransferase activity, transferring groups other than amino-acyl groups. The record is from RefSeq and is a predicted model, not a curated record.